Penicillium pulvis is the source of this 2286-nucleotide messenger RNA. RefSeq names its product MRX complex nuclease subunit. The transcript has 2 exons. The record is from RefSeq and is a predicted model, not a curated record. Gene Ontology annotation, biological process: mitotic G2 DNA damage checkpoint signaling; mitotic intra-S DNA damage checkpoint signaling; double-strand break repair via homologous recombination. Bases 1 to 2286 code for a protein of 761 amino acids. Lineage: Eukaryota; Fungi; Ascomycota; Eurotiomycetes; Eurotiales; Aspergillaceae. Gene Ontology annotation, molecular function: manganese ion binding; DNA endonuclease activity; 3'-5'-DNA exonuclease activity. Gene Ontology annotation, cellular component: Mre11 complex; nucleus.
AUGUCAGGAGUGGACGAGGCGGAGACGAUCCGCAUUCUCAUCUCAACUGAUAACCAUGUUGGUUACAAUGAGAGAGACCCCAUCCGGGGUGAUGAUAGCUGGAAAACCUUUCACGAAAUCAUGUGUCUUGCAAAAGAACAGGAUGUGGACAUGGUGCUGUUGGCGGGAGAUUUGUUCCACGAGAACAAGCCAUCAAGAAAGUCCAUGUAUCAAGUGAUGCGAUCAAUCCGAAUGAACUGUUUUGGAGACAAACCCUGUGAGCUGGAGCUGCUCAGUGAUGCUAGUGAGAACUUUCAGGGCGCUUUCAAUCAUGUCAAUUACGAGGACUUGGAUAUGAACAUCGCCAUCCCCGUCUUCUCGAUCCACGGCAACCAUGAUGAUCCAUCGGGCGAGGGUCAUCUCGCAGCCCUUGACUUGUUGCAAGUAUCUGGUCUCCUCAACUACUAUGGCCGGACGCCCGAGUCAGACAAUAUAGAAAUCAAGCCAGUUCUCCUUCAGAAGGGACGGACUAAGCUUGCUCUUUACGGAAUGAGCAACGUUCGUGAUGAGCGUCUAUACCGCACCUUCAGAGAUGGAAAGGUCAAGUUUUUCCAGCCCUCUAUCCAGAAGGACGACUGGUUCAAUCUGAUGUCCGUACAUCAGAAUCACCAUAAGUACACCGAGACCGGCUAUCUACCAGAAAACUUCCUGCCUGGAUUUAUGGACUUUAUCCUGUGGGGCCACGAGCACGAAUGUCUUAUCAAUCCUCGGCUUAAUCCAGAGAUGAACUUCCACGUCAUGCAGCCGGGGUCUUCUGUGGCCACAUCUUUAGCACUCGGAGAGGCCGUGCCAAAACAAGUUGCCAUAAUGAGUAUCACAGGACGGGAAUUUAAGUGCGAGCCGAUUCGUUUGAAAACCGUGCGGCCUUUCGUGAUGCGAGAGAUUGUUCUAUCAGAGGAGAAAGGAGCCCAAAAGUUGGCCCGCAAGGAGAACAAUCGAACCGAGGUGACUCGGCUUCUCAUGGAGAUCGUUGAAGAAUUAAUAGAGGAGGCCAAGGCAGAAUGGUUAGAGGUGAACAGCGAAAUCAAUGAAGAUGAGGAAGUUCAAGAGAUGCCCCUGCCACUCGUUCGACUCCGUGUCGAGAUCUCUACGCCCGAGGGUGGGAGCUACGAGUGUGAGAAUCCCCAAAGAUUCUCCAAUAGAUUUGUGGGAAAGGUUGCCAACGUUAAUGAUGUGGUGCAAUUCCACCGCAAGAAGCGAGGUGCAACUUCACGAAAGGCCGAUGCGACUGACGAAGCAGCUGUUUCACACUUGACAGGUCUUGAUACCGUCAAGGUGGAUCAACUAGUCAAAGAAUUUCUCGCAUCACAGUCGCUCAGCAUUCUCCCUCAAAACACGUUCGGUGAUGCGGUGGCUCAAUUUAUUGAUAAAGAUGACAAACAUGCUAUGGAAAUGUUUGUGAAUGAAUCCUUAGAGAGCCAGGUCAAACACCUCAUGGCUUUGGACCGUGAUGAGGAUGAUAUGGAUGACGAGGAGGGUGUUCAGAGUUCUUUGGUUACAGCCAUGGAAAAAUACCGCACCCAGAUGGAAGACCUUUUCUCCAGGGGUGUCAAGAAACGCACUACUCGAGGUAAAAAGCGAUUUAAGCCCAAGCCAGACGGCUGGGAUAGCGAGUUUGACGGUUCAUGGGAGGAUCAGCCGGGCGCUCUUAUUCACUCAGAUCAUGAAGGUGACCCAGCUGAAGAAGAAGCGGGUGAAGAUGGCUCCGCACCAGCUCGCAGUCGUGCGGCAGCAAUCUCAACUCGCGCUCGGGGGAGGGGACGUGGCCGCGGUGCGGCUGCUAGUACUCGGGGCUCUACCAAAGCCGCUGCCCCAUCCAGGGCACGUAAAGCCAAGGCCCUCUCUGAGGAAGAGUCAGCCGACGAUGUGAUCAUGCUGGAUGAUGAUGACGAUGAGCCUACCCAUGUAGUUUCGGAGGAUGAUGAUGACGACUCACAAGCUUUGUUCGUCAAACAACCUCGUGCAACGACUUCAAGGGGUAGGGCGCGCGGAGCUAGAGCGACUACUCGAGGCCGUGGUGGGCGUGCUGCAGCCUCGCCAGCUCCCUCGUCAGCUACUAUCGGUGCAACUGCCCCCCGCCGAGGAGGUAGGUCUGCUAAACCAACCCAACCGACUCAAACCACCCUCGAUUUUGUUGGUUCGCAGGCCAGCAGCCUACCCCGGUCUUCUCGGUCCACCCGCACAACCACCAAGGUGACUAUCAGCGAUGAUGACGACGACUCAGACUCUGCCUUCGAGCCGACCUGA